AUGGCGUACUACCUCGGUGUAGAAGUCAAGCAACUCAAAGAUGGGAUCUUCAUCACACAAGAAGGAUAUGCCAAGGAGAUCCUGAAGAAGUUCAAGAUAGAGGACUGCAAAGCAAUCAAUACACCGGUGGAGUGCGGCAUCAAAUUAUCCAAGAAUGAUGGAGGAGAAAAAGUGGACCCGACGUUAUUUAAGAGCUUGGUUGAAAGUUUACGAUACUUAACUUGCACAAGGCCGGACAUUCUUAUGCGACAGGGCUCUGAUAGCGAUUGGGCUGGUGAUAAUGAUGACUGCAAGAGUACAAGCGGGUUCGUAUUUUUCAUGGGAGACAUCGCUUUCAUCUAG
This is a messenger RNA of Salvia miltiorrhiza (redroot sage), 342 nucleotides long. RefSeq lists its product as uncharacterized. The record is from RefSeq and is a predicted model, not a curated record. Bases 1 to 342 code for a protein of 113 amino acids. The transcript has 2 exons. Lineage: Eukaryota; Viridiplantae; Streptophyta; Magnoliopsida; Lamiales; Lamiaceae.